CGCAGUCUCGAGGGGGGGUGGGAAGGGGAGGAAAGGGCGUCGAGGCAACUGUCCCAGGGAGCUCGGGGCCUCACCUGGACGGCGGAUCGGCGCUGCAGCCCAAGCGCUGGAGACCCCGCGACGAUGGCUUCGCAGACUUCAGCCCCCGCUGAGGCUGCACCCAUGCCUUCUUCAGAAUCAGAGGCCGCUGAAGCAGCAUCUACCUACAACCAAGUAGACACAGAGACCAAGCACACAAGGCCCGCGUACCCCCCAGAGCAGAAGUCCUGGCUGGCGCGGCAUUUCUCACUGCUGUUGCGGAGAGACCGGCAGGCCCAGAAGGCUGGGCAGCUCUUCUCGGGGCUCCUGGCCCUCAAUGUGGUAUUCCUGGGUGGGGCCUUCAUCUGCAGCAUGAUCUUCAACAAUGUGUCGGUCACCCUGGGGGACGUGUGGAUCCUGCUGGCUGCGCUGAAGGUCCUCUCGCUGAUGUGGCUCCUCUACUACAUGGUGGGCACCACACGGAAGCCCCAGGCAGUGCUCUACCGGGACCCCCAUGCGGGACCCGUUUGGGUGAGGGGCUCCCUGGUGCUCUUCGGCAGCUGUACCGUCUGCCUGAACGUAUUCCGCAUGGGCUAUGACGUGAGCCACAUUCACUGCAAGUCGGAAGUGGAACUCAUCUUCCCAGUCAUUGAGAUCGUCUUCAUGACCGUCCAGACUUGGGUGCUCUGGAGACACUGUAAGGACUGUGUUCAGGUGCAGACCAACCUCACCAGGUGUGGCCUCAUGCUGACCCUGGCCACAAACCUGCUGCUGUGGGUUUUGGCUGUGACCAAUGACUCCAUGCACCGUGAGAUCGAGGCUGAGCUCGACGCCCUCAUGGAAAAGUUCUCAGGUAACGAGACCAACACGUGCAUGUGCCUCAACGCCACCGUGUGUGAGGUCUUCCAGAAGGGCUACCUGAUGCUGUACCCCUUCAGCACCGAGUACUGCCUCAUCUGCUGCGCCGUGCUCUUCGUCAUGUGGAAGAAUGUGGGCCGCCGCCCGGCAGCCCACCCGGCUGCCCACCCCAACAGGCCGCCCUUCCGCCUGCACGGGGCCAUCUUCGGGCCGCUGCUGGGCCUCCUGGCACUGGUGGCUGGCGUGUGCGUCUUUGUGCUCUUCCAGAUAGAGGCGAGCGGCCCUGACAUCGCCCGCCAGUACUUCACCCUCUACUACGCGUUCUACGUGGCCGUGCUGCCCGCCAUGAGCCUGGCGUGCCUGGCAGGCACAGCCAUCCAUGGGCUGGAGGAGCGCGAACUGGACACCCUCAAGAACCCCACGCGCAGCCUGGACGUGGUGCUGCUGAUGGGCGCCGCUCUGGGCCAGAUGGGCAUUGCCUACUUCUCCAUCGUGGCCAUCGUGGCCACGCAGCCCCACGAGCUGCUCAACCAGCUCAUCCUGGCCUAUUCGCUGCUGCUCAUCCUGCAGCACAUCACGCAGAACCUCUUCAUCAUUGAGGGCCUGCACCGCCGCCCCCUCUGGGAGCCUGCGCUCCCCGGAGUGAUGGAGAAGCAGGAUGCUGAGCUGCCCCGCAGAGGCUCCCUGCGGGAGCUGGGCCAGGACCUGCGGAGAGCCUCCAGGGCCUACAUCCACUCCUACAGUCACCUCAACUGGAAACGAAGGAUGCUCAAGGAGAUCUCCCUCUUCCUCAUCCUCUGCAAUAUCACGCUGUGGAUGAUGCCGGCGUUUGGCAUACACCCUGAGUUUGAGAAUGGGCUGGAAAAGGAUUUCUAUGGCUACAGGACCUGGUUCACCAUUGUCAACUUCGGCCUGCCUCUGGGGGUCUUCUACCGCAUGCACUCUGUUGGGGGACUGGUGGAGGUCUACCUGGGAGCCUGAGGAAUCCAGUCACAGCAGAACCCAAAAGUGCCAAGACAGAAAAAAAAAAAAAAGGUUGGAGAAUCUGGGCAGACACAUCACCUCAGGAAGUACAGAAACCUGCCAGGGGUUCCCAAAGUGACUUUCCUCAACCUGACUGAGAGGAGAGGGUGUGCCGGGAGCUCAAAGGGCAGAGCUUGGAAAUGGAGUCUGAGCACCACCUGGCCAGAGCCUCUUCACAACAGUCCAUGUAGUCAAGGAUGUCCCCCAGGGGACAGGCAAAGGCUAUUGUCUGUGAAGGUCAGUAUGAAAUCAUGGAAGAGGCUGAGUCCUUCUGUGGAAGAGACUCAUGGACAUCCUGGAGGCUCAGAACUCCUACUGGGAGCUCAGAACCCAGCACUCCAAACUUGGCAGGCAGCCCUGCCCCUCUCCCUGCACACCCCGUCACCUAAUGAGCUCAUUAAUUAGCUGCCAGGCAGAGCCCAACAGCUCUUUCCUGCUUUCAUAAACCCUGUUUGUUCGAUCGA
Meriones unguiculatus (Mongolian gerbil) is the source of this 2363-nucleotide messenger RNA. It is a transcript of the gene Otop3, whose product is annotated as otopetrin 3. Gene Ontology annotation, molecular function: proton channel activity. NCBI's taxonomy places the organism in Eukaryota, Metazoa, Chordata, Mammalia, Rodentia, Muridae. The transcript has 7 exons. Gene Ontology annotation, cellular component: membrane. Gene Ontology annotation, biological process: proton transmembrane transport. Bases 124 to 1857 code for a protein of 577 amino acids. The record is from RefSeq and is a predicted model, not a curated record.